Messenger RNA from Linderina pennispora, 1371 nucleotides. Its product is annotated as acetyl-CoA synthetase-like protein. The record is from RefSeq and is a predicted model, not a curated record. The transcript is spliced from 7 exons. The coding region runs from base 1 to 1371 and encodes 456 amino acids. Gene Ontology annotation, molecular function: CoA-ligase activity. NCBI's taxonomy places the organism in Eukaryota, Fungi, Kickxellomycota, Kickxellomycetes, Kickxellales, Kickxellaceae.
AUGGUUUUCACCUCACCACACGCUGACAUUACUGUCCCGCCGUUGGACUUGCCGACGUUCCUGUUCUCCUAUGCUGAACAGCACUCUGUGUUUGGAACGCAGCCCGAUCUGCCCGCAUACAUUGACGAUGAUGUCAUCAUUAGCUACGCGGAACUAAAGCACAUGGCCUCGACGUUCGCGGCCGGGCUGGUCAACAAGCUCCGGCUCAAGCCCCAGGACCAUGUAGCCCUAGUCUUGCCUAACACGGCGUUUUACGGUAUCCUGGUGCUUGGCACGCAUAUGGCUGGGUGCGUCUGCGUCACGACCAAUCCGCUGAACACGUCAUCAGAAUUGGCGCACCAGUUCCGCAUGACCCAAACCAAGGCGGUUGUCACGACCAUGGGCGCUCUGGCCACUUUGGCCGACAGCCACAUUAUGACUAUCGACGGCAAUGAGGACAACUUUAGGAGGGCGUGUUCGUCAAGGCCGUUCCCGCACGCCUAUAUUGCAACGAAGAAGCAGGCAACAACCACGCCGGCGCUUGUCGUGUUCAGUUCUGGUACGCAGGGCCUGCCCAAGGGCACCUCAGCAGCGACAGCAAACGACCCGGUGAUUGCCGAGGCGGAGCGUGAGCGGAAGCCGCGGGCGACGAUUGCGGGCUAUACGCAGGUGGUGAUGCGCAGGUUCGAUGUAGAGGAAUUCUGCGCAUUGGACGCAGCAGUACAGACCGACGUUUGCUCAUCUGGUGCCGCCUGCCUGUGCUUCUCCUGGCAAAGAGCCCAGUACGUCAAAAACUACGACUUGUCGAGCCUCGUGUACCUGAACUGCGGAGCAGCGCCGCUGGGCCGUGAGCUGCAAGACGAGGGGACUCGGGCUGCAGGCUGUGUCAUCACUAACGCGUACGGCCUGUCGGAGGCGUCGCCAGUGACGCACCGCUCACAGAUUCAUGGCACACCUGUGGGUUCUGCUGGCGUGUUGCUGGCAUCGAUGGAGUGCAAGAUUGUCGACGAUGGCGGCAAAGAGUUGGGUGCUGGACAGCAGGGCGAGAUAUGCAUCCGUGGGCCCAAUCUAUUGAUAGCGACGGCUUCCUGCCACACAGGAGACAUCGGAUACGUCGAUAGCUCCGGAUACUACUUUGUCACUGAUCGCAAGAAGGAGCUCAUCAAGUACAAUGGCUUCCAGCGGUCAUUGGCGAUACCCGAUGCCAAGCUGGCGACGGAAAUACCCAAGGCAUUCGUCGUGGUUCGUCCAGAGCACAGUAAGCCUGGGAUUGCAAUGGACGUGAGAGAGUGGGUCGACGACAGGGUUGCAUAUUACAAGAAGCUGCGUGGUGGUGUUGCUAUCGUCAAAGAGAUUCCAAACGUAGCCAGCAGCUCAAGGCCCAAGCUCUAG